This is a messenger RNA of Sporothrix brasiliensis 5110, 657 nucleotides long. RefSeq lists its product as uncharacterized. The record is from RefSeq and is a predicted model, not a curated record. Gene Ontology annotation, biological process: mRNA splicing, via spliceosome. The coding region runs from base 1 to 657 and encodes 218 amino acids. Gene Ontology annotation, cellular component: U2 snRNP; catalytic step 2 spliceosome; precatalytic spliceosome. NCBI's taxonomy places the organism in Eukaryota, Fungi, Ascomycota, Sordariomycetes, Ophiostomatales, Ophiostomataceae. The transcript has 3 exons.
AUGGGUAGCUCCUGCCCCACUACGGCAUGGCGUAGGGCGUGGGCCAAUUGCGAUACAGCAGGCGCCACUGACAGCCAGUGCCUGGCCUGGCCUGGCCUGGUCGGGUUGGAAUGCGCUGGAAAUGCGCUAAAAGGCGAACCAGCUCAGCGGCAGCCGCCACAGAAGUGGCUGGAAGGUGCAGUGGCAAAAGAUGAGAAAUCCACUAAGGCCGGGGCAGAUCAGCAGCAUGAUUUUGCCGCGCCGGCCAGAUUUGACAACAACCUCAGCGGCCUCGACGAUAUCCAGUGGCCGCUCCUUACCUGCCCCAAGGCCACACCUCUCUCCGCAAUGUCGCGCCAUCACCCCGAUCUCGUCAUGUGCCGCAAGCAGCCGGGCAUCGCCGUCGGCCGUGUCUGCGACAAGUGCGACGGCAAAUGCCCCGUGUGCGACUCGUACGUGCGGCCGACGACGCUUGUGCGCAUCUGCGACGAGUGCAGCUUUGGCAACUACAUGAACAAGUGCGUGGUGUGCAGCGGCGAGGGCAUCUCGGAUGCCUUUUACUGCUUUGAGUGCACGCGCCUCGAAAAGGACCGCGACGGCUGCCCGAAGAUCAUCAACCUCGGUAGUUCCAGGACAGAUCUCUUCUACCAAAAGAAAACAAAUCGAUCACAAUACUAG